AUGGGCCUCCAUCGCGUUGCUCUGCUGAUUGCUGCAUGCGUGCUGGCUGCUAGUCUGUCUGUGGUCGACUCGAAGGCAGCGAUGGCGCCUAAGUUUGAAGCCUCGACCCCCUCCCUGCGGAAUGACAUCGCUGCUACGAGGUUACCGCGACCGAAGAAGAGAGAGGAAUCACUCUCAAAGUUCCUGUGGGAGAAAACCGACGAGAACCUCUACACCGUUUUCGACAUCCUGAAGCUCGAGAAUCUUGGCGGAAACCUCUUCAGCAGCCGCAAGUUUAAGCUUUGGAGUGAUUUCGCCGACAAGAUCUAUACGAAGCAUGGUGGGGCCCUCGGGGCCAGCAGCAGCAUGCUCAAGUGGGGGCGUCAUGCGUGGAGGCGGGGCGGACAGUGGCUAGUCCUCGGGCGGGGUGUUGGCCCUCGAGGCCAGCAGCAGGAUGAGGACGAGGACGCCGUGCAGGAUGGCGGCUGGGCCUUGGCUGGGGUGAUGGCCCUCGUGGUCAAGAAGCCGAAGCAGCAGCUGGAGCAGGAGAAGGGCGCUACGCAGGACGGCGGAGCGGCCGUGGUGUCGGCGGCUUGGAGUGUCCAGCGCCCGCCUGACCGCGCCGUCCAGUGGCCUUGCCAUCUCGAUGUGCCGCUGCAAAAGGGCCACUAUCGGUCGCCACUGGAAAAGGCGGGGUCCGAUCUGGACGCCGCCAGCCACACUAAGCAGCUUCGGAACUCGACGACUCGAGCGCUCGCUGUGAGCAACGCACAACUCACGUGCCAAAUUUGA
Molecule: messenger RNA, 771 nt
Organism: Phytophthora sojae
Lineage: Eukaryota; Oomycota; Peronosporomycetes; Peronosporales; Peronosporaceae
Exons: 5
Coding region: 1-771 (256 amino acids)
Source: RefSeq, a predicted model, not a curated record